AUGUCACCAAAAUAUGUGAGAUUAUAUCAAGGUUUUGCUGAAGUGUUAGUUGAAAUUUCUAAAACAAAGAAGGAUGGAGAAGGUGAAGGUGUUGAAGUUGAUUCGAAUUUAGGGAAAGCAAUAGAAGGUUGCUCAAAUAAAAAUAAAGAUGAAGAAACUGUUGAAGAAGGUUUAGAAAUUAUACAAUGGAAGGAUUCAAAUGAGACUCAAUCAUUGAAAAAGGACAAAGUGGAAGGGAAAGUUGAGAAAUUUUUUAUUCCAAGUUUUAGUCUUGGAUGUAGUCAAGGUUCUCAAGUUUCCAAGAAUUCAUCUCACAAUCAAAGUUCUUCUGGACGUAUGACAAAGAAAAAGAUUAAGGAUAGAGUUUAUUUGGGAAAACCAAGUGUUGGUUCAGAGUCUUUUGUUCCAAAUGUUGAUGUUAUUGAUGCUAGUCUAGUUUCUUUUGCACCCCCACCCCCUAUUUGGACUUUGUCAUUUGAAUAUAAUGAUUUGAAGGAAACUGUAAAAUAUAAAGUUUUCAAGGACAACUUGUCUCUCAGUGUUUCUGGUGAUAGAGACUUGAAGGUUUUGAAUGAUGUUGAUAUGAAACCUGCUUUUGAGGUUAUUGAUUAUGGUGCAGAUGAUGUUGAUUUCAAUGAUAAGUAUGGUGUGAUUUUAAACCUCUUGUAA
Molecule: messenger RNA, 669 nt
Organism: Lactuca saligna
Lineage: Eukaryota; Viridiplantae; Streptophyta; Magnoliopsida; Asterales; Asteraceae
Source: the annotation of a GenBank genome assembly